This is a messenger RNA of Antrostomus carolinensis (chuck-will's-widow), 6345 nucleotides long. RefSeq names its product integrator complex subunit 1 (gene INTS1). The transcript has 45 exons. Gene Ontology annotation, biological process: U2 snRNA 3'-end processing. The record is from RefSeq and is a predicted model, not a curated record. The annotation marks the transcript as partial. NCBI's taxonomy places the organism in Eukaryota, Metazoa, Chordata, Aves, Caprimulgiformes, Caprimulgidae. Gene Ontology annotation, cellular component: integrator complex.
GUUGUCCCCACGGUGCUGUUGGAUGAAAUCGAGGCAGCAGAGGCAGAAGGCAAUGAUGACCGUAUUGAGGGGGUGCUGUGUGGAGCUGUGAAGCAGCUGAAAAUGAACAGAGCCAAACCUGAUACCACGCUGUACCUGAGCCUCAUGUACCUGGCAAAAAUCAAACCAAACAUCUUUGCCACUGAGGGGGUUAUUGAGGCAUUGUGCAGUCUGCUCCGAAGAGAUGCCUCCAUCAAUUUCAAAGCCAAAGGGAACAGCCUUGUGUCUGUCUUGGCCUGCAACCUUCUCAUGGCAGCUUACGAAGAGGAUGAGAACUGGCCAGAGAUCUUUGUCAAGGUUUACAUUGAGGACUCCCUUGGGGAGCGCAUCUGGGUGGACAGCCCUCACUGCAAGACAUUUCUGGAUAACAUCCAAACAGCUUUUAACACAAAGAUGCCUCCUAAGAGCAUGCUCUUACAUGGGGAAGUUGGACGUAGUGGAGGGGAUCUCAGUGCUGGGAGUAGCCCACACCCUUCCAUGACAGAGGAGGAAGACAGCCAGAGUGAACUUCUGAUUGCAGAGGAGAAAAUGAGCCCAGAGCAGGAGGGCCAGCUCAUGCCCAGGUACGAUGACCUCGCAGAGAGCGUGGAGGAAUAUGUCCUAGACAUGCUGCGGGACCAACUCAACCGGCGCCAGCCAAUGGACAAUGUCUCCAGGAACCUCCUUCGACUGCUGACGGCAACCUGUGGCUACAAAGAGGUGCGGCAGAUGGCUGUGCAGAGGCUGGAGAUGUGGCUGCAGAAUCCAAAGUUGACUAAGCCAGCUCAGGACUUGCUGAUGUCCGUCUGUAUGAACUGCAACACCCACAACUCAGAGGACAUGGAAGUUAUCUCCAACCUCAUUAAAAUUCGCCUCAAGCCAAAGGUCCUUCUCAACCACUACAUGCUGUGUAUUAGAGAGCUGCUGAAUGCACACAGGGAUAACUUGGGCACCACAAUUAAGUUUGUGAUUUUCAACGAACUAUCAAAUGCAAGAAAUCCCAACAACAUGCAGAUCCUGUAUACUGUGCUUCAGCACAGCUCAGAACAAGCUCCCAAGUACCUAGCAAUGGUGUUCCAGGAUCUUUUGACUACUAAGGAUGAUUACCUGCGGGCUUCACGGGCUCUGCUGCGAGAGAUCAUCAAACAGACAAAACACGAGAUCAACUUCCAGGCCUUCUGCCUGGGUCUUAUGCAGGAACGGAAGGAGGCCCAGUACACUGAAAUGGAAUUCAAGGAGCGGUUUGUCAUCCACAUAACUGAUCUGCUGGCUGUCUCCAUGAUGCUUGGUAUCACAGCCCAGGUGAAGGAGGCUGGAAUUGCUUGGGACAAAGGAGAGAAAAAGAACCUGGAAGUGCUACGCUCUUUCCAGAACCAAAUUGCUGCUAUCCAACGAGAUGCUGUCUGGUGGCUUCACACAGUUGUUCCAUCUAUCAGCAAACUGGCUCCGAAGGACUAUGUGCACUGUCUCCACAAGGUGCUCUUCACAGAACAGCCAGAAACCUACUACAAAUGGGACAACUGGCCCCCUGAGAGUGACCGCAACUUCUUCCUUCGCCUCUGCUCCGAGGUGCCCAUCCUCGAAGACACACUCAUGCGGAUCCUUGUGAUCGGUUUGUCGCGGGACCUUCCUCUUGGCCCUGCAGAUGCCAUGGAGCUUGCUGACCACUUGGUGAAGCGGGCUGCGGCUGUGCAAGCAGAUGAUGUUGAGGUCCUGAGGGUAGAAAGAAUCCAGCUGAUCGAUGCAGUCUUAAAUCUGUGCACUUACCACCAUCCAGAGAAUAUCCAGCUGCCCCCAGGGUACCAGCCUCCAAACCUAGCUAUUUCUACACUCUACUGGAAAGCCUGGCCUCUCCUGCUUGUAGUGGCUGCAUUCAAUCCUGAAAACAUUGGUCUGGCUGCAUGGGAAGAGUACCCUUCUCUAAAGAUGCUCAUGGAAAUGGUCAUGACCAAUAAUUAUUCCUAUCCUCAAUGUACCUUGACGGAUGAGGAGACACGCACAGAAAUGAUUAAUCGUGAGCUUCAGAUCUCCCAAAGAGAAAAACAGGAAAUUCUUGCAUUUGAAGGUCAUCUGGCUGCUGCAUCCACAAAACAAACAAUUACAGAGAGCAGCAGCCUCUUGCUGUCCCAGCUGACGAGUCUGGACCCUCAGGGCCCCCCACGCAGACCUCCACCACAUGUCCUGGAGCAGGUGAAAAGCCUGAACCAGUCACUUCGCUUGGGCCACCUCCUGUGUCGCAGUCGUCAUCCUGACUUUCUUCUCAACAUCAUUCAAAGACAGGCCUCAUCACAGUCAAUGCCAUGGCUGGCAGAUCUGGUCCAGUCCAGCGAGGGCUCCUUGGAUGUCCUACCUGUGCAGUGCCUUUGUGAGUUCCUACUUCACGAUGCUGCUGAUGAAUCGACCUCGGGUGAAGAAGAGGAGGAGGGUGAGAGUAAGGAACAGCGUGCCAAGAAACGCCAGAGACAACAGAAACAAAGGCAGUUGCUUGGACGGUUGCAAGAUUUGCUUUUGGGUCCCAAAGCAGAUGAACAGACAACCUGUGAGGUGCUUGACUAUUUCCUACGACGCCUGAGUUCCUCCCAGGUGGCCUCACGAGUCUUGGCCAUGAAGGGCCUGUCCUUGGUGCUGUCAGAAGGGGGAUUGCGUGAUGGAGAGGAGAAAGAUCACCCCAUGGAAGAAGACUCUGGCGAUUCUGAACUGCUGCAGGGGUAUCAGUGGCUGCUGAGAGACCUCCCGAGGCUGCCACUGUUUGACAGCGUUAGAGCAACAACAGCUCUUGCCUUGCAACAGGCCAUCCACAUGGAGACAGAUCCCCAGACCAUCAGUGCUUACCUGGUGUACCUCUCCCAGCAUGCCCCAGUGGAGGAGCAGGGACAGCACAAUGACCUCGCUCUGGAUGUAGCCCGACUCAUAGUGGAACGCUCUACCAUCAUGUCUCACCUCUUCUCCAAGCUCUCGUACUGUGCUGAAUCAGAUGCAGUGCUUGUUGCUCUUCUCUCCAUCUUUUCUCGCUACAUCAAACGCAUGCGCCAGAGCAAGGAGGGAGAGGAGGUGUACAGCUGGUCAGAGUCCCAGGAUCAGGUGUUCCUUCGUUGGACUAGUGGGGAAACAGCCACUAUGCACAUUCUUGUGGUUCAUGCCAUGGUUAUUCUCCUGACACUAGGGCCACCUCAAGCAGGGGAUGGUGAUUUUUAUACCUUACUGGAUAUAUGGUUCCCGGAGAAAAAGCCCCUUCCUACUGCUUUUCUGGUUGACACCUCAGAGGAGGCUCUGCUGCUCCCCGACUGGCUAAAGCUGCGUAUGAUCCGCUCUGAGGUCCCGCGUCUUGUGGAUGCAGCCCUGCAGGACCUGGAGCCACAACAGCUGCUUCUCUUUGUUCAGUCCUUUGGAAUCCCAGUUUCCAGCAUGAGCAAACUUCUGCAAUACCUGGACCAGGCAGUAUCUCAUGACCCACAGACGCUAGAGCAGAACAUCAUGGACAAGAACUACAUGGCUCACCUUGUGGAAGUUCAACAUGAGAGAGGAGCGACAGGAGGCCAGACUUUCCACUCCCUGCUCACUGCAUCCUUACCAGCCCGCCGAGACAGUGCUGAAACUGCAAGGUCAAAAUCCAGUCCUGAGAGCUCUCAAGGCCAGAGUCGAAUCCGAGCCUUAAGCCAGGUCCGAGUUCUGGGCCCAGAAGAUGAUCUAGCAGGCAUCUUUCUGCAGCUUUUCCCACUAAAUCCAGACCCACGAUGGCAGAAUUCAAACCUGCGCCCGCUUGCCCUGGCGUUACAGCAGGCUCUGGGGCAGGAACUGGCUCGUAUCCGUCAGGGGAACGCGCAGGUGACCGGGAUCACUGCACGACUUCUCCAGGCAGUAGCUGCACUGAUGAACUCCCCGCACAGCGGGGCCUUGGUGAUGGCCAUGCAUCAUCACCACUUCAUCUCCUGCCCACUGAUGCGCCAGUUGUACCAGUAUCAGCGCUGCAUGCCACAGGACACUGCCUUCUCCUCGCUCUUUUUCAAAGUCCUCAUGCAGAUGCUGCAGUGGUUGGAGAACCCUGCAGUGGAAGAUGGUCCUCUGCGUGCUCAGCUGAAGGCCUUUGCUGUGCAGUACUCCUCAAGGCACAGGAUCAGUGAUGUUCGAGGUGGCUUCUUGCAUCUCACAGAAGCUCUGACUUUCCGUCGUGACCCUGACUUGAUCAGCUCCACGGUCCGUGCCAUCAUUGCAACUCUGAAAUCAGGAGAGAAGUGUAAUGUGGAGCCAGACCUCAUCAGCAAAGUCCUUCAAGGUCUGAUUGAAACUCACUCUCCGUACUUGGAAGAACUCCUGACUGUCCUCUUCUCAGCUACUGUUGAGACCACUGCCAGGUUUCCUGCUAUGAAACCAAUUGCUGUGGUGAGCUCCUUGUUGCUUCAGGACAAAGAAGAAACACCAGUGAAGAAGGAGCUGGACAGUUGCAGUACUGAAGCUGCUUGGCUAGGACCCUCCUCUGGCCUUCUUAAUGACUGGCUGGAGAUGCUGGACCCAGAGGUAAUCAGCAGCUGCCCUGAUCUUCAGCAGAAGCUACUGUUCUCCUGGAACAAAGCAGGGUCCCAGGUGCCAUCAUUCCGCCCGUAUCUCUUGGCUCUUCUCACUCACCAGUCCAGCUGGACCACGCUGCACCAGUGCAUCAGACUUCUGCUUUGCAGAAACCGGGAGCAAAGGUUUGACCCAACUGCAUCCUUGGAUUUCUUGUGGGCCUGUAUUCACAUUCCUCGGAUCUGGCAGGGAAGGGACCAAAGAACUCCUCAGAAACGCCGUGAGGAAUUUGUGCUCCACCUAAAGGCAUCAGAAUUGAUCAGCAUGGUGGAGCUGAUCCUGGCUGAAGCAGAAACCAGAUACCAGAACACAGAAGAGGCCUCCUGCACACUCAUCCAGUCUCGUCUGCCUUUGUUGCUUAGUUGUUCUCAUGGGGACCUUGAGAGCAUCAAAAAAGUAACGGAGUAUCUGACUGGCUGCAUCCAGCAGUGGGGAAGCAGCUCUGUGGGAAAAUGCUGCCAGGACCUUCUGCUUCAGAUAUACCUGCAACUACCCGAGCUCCUUGUGCCUUUGCCUGAGAUGCUUCUCACCAGUGAAGGAGCCAGAGACAGCAGCACUUGCAAGCUCGAUGCCCUGGUUCACAGAUUCAUUAACCUCCUUGCAGACACCAGUGACUCCAAGUCAUCAGAAAGCCGCGUGUGGGAUGCCAAUAUGGCCUGCAGGAAGCUAGCUGUGGCUCAUCCCAUCCUGCUUCUUAGGCACUUACCAAUGAUUGCAGCACUGCUGCACGGCCGUGUUCACCUCAAUUUCCAGGAGUUCAGGCAGCAGAACCACUUGACCUUCUUCAUCCAUGUCCUGGGGAUCCUGGAGCUGCUCCAGCCGCAGGUCUUCCAGAACGAGCACCAGGCGGCACUAUGGGACUGUCUCCUGUCCUUCAUCCGUCUGCUGCUGAACUACAGAAAAUCCUCGCGGCACCUGGCUGCCUUCAUCAGCAAGUUUGUCCAGUUUAUCCACAAGUACAUCACGUGCAAUGCCCAGGCAGCUGUCUCCUUCUUGCAGAAGCACUCGGAUCCACUCCAUGACCUAUCAUCAGAUAACAGUGACCUUGCUAUGUUGAAGUCCCUCCUCGCUGGGCUGAGUCUACCUAGUAAGAGUGGCAUCUUGGACAGGGGCUCUGAUGAAGAGAAGGAUGACGAAGCAGGAGCUGGCUCUCUCCCCCUCGUCAGUGUGUCUCUCUUCACUCCUCUCACGCCAGCUGAAAUGGCCCCCUAUAUGAAGAGGCUCUCUAGAGGCCAAACAGUUGAGGACAUCCUGGAGGUGCUGACAGACAUUGAUGAGAUGUCCAGACGGAGGCCAGAAAUUCUCUCCUUUUUUGCUACAAACCUCCAGAAGCUGAUGAGUGCAUCAGAGGAGUCCUGCCGAAAUCUGGCCUUUAGCCUGGCUCUGCGCUCCAUUCAGAACAACCCCAGCAUUGCAGCAGACUUCCUUCCCACCUUCAUGUACUGCCUUGGCAGCCGAGACUUCGAGGUGGUGCAGACAGCGCUGAGGAACCUGCCCGAAUACACCCUCCUUUGCCAAGAGCACGCAGCGGUGUUACUGCACAGGGCCUUCCUGGUAGGGAUGUACAGCCAGAUCGACACCAGCUCUCAGAUUUCAGAAGCCUUGAAGGUUUUGCACAUGGAGGCCAUGAUAUGAACAUGUGGUUCUGGGAGCUCUGCUUCCAGAGGACUUGACUUAACUGGACUCAUUGGCUGCAUUGAAGCCCUGUAAGAAGACGAUGUAUUUCAGCCGAUGUGCUGGAGGAUCCAAGAGGAGAUGUAGCAG